Saccharomycodes ludwigii is the source of this 1326-nucleotide messenger RNA. RefSeq lists its product as uncharacterized. Gene Ontology annotation, cellular component: extracellular region; cell surface; fungal-type cell wall. The coding region runs from base 1 to 1326 and encodes 441 amino acids. The record is from RefSeq and is a predicted model, not a curated record. The transcript has a single exon. NCBI's taxonomy places the organism in Eukaryota, Fungi, Ascomycota, Saccharomycetes, Saccharomycodales, Saccharomycodaceae. Gene Ontology annotation, molecular function: glucan endo-1,3-beta-D-glucosidase activity; 1,3-beta-glucanosyltransferase activity. Gene Ontology annotation, biological process: cell wall organization.
AUGUAUUUAUCGAAGUUUUUAUUAUUGUCAUCCAGUAUGGCUUUGCUAUUGUCAGAUGUUGCUGCUGCUGACGAAAUCAAUGCUGCCCAUCAUCAUGACUAUAAAAGAGAAGAAAAAGUAGUUUAUGUUACCAAUUAUGUUACUGCCCAAGUUGUUGUUUCUGGUGAUAUCACUACCACUAUUCUGCCAAAUCAAAACACUGUUUCUACUGAUAAUGAUGUGGUCGAUAUAAAUUCCGCUAGUAACACUGCUGAUAGUACUACUACAGCUAUUGUUGCUGCUACUACUACCUUAUCCACUGCGUCCUCUACUUAUGUCACCUCUAAUAUAGCCUCAACUACUCCUAGUGUUGCUUCAACUACUCCUAUUACCUCUUCUACUACUUCUCCUGCCACUUAUACUAGUUCCAGUUCCAGUUCCAGUUCCAGUUCUAGUUCUAGUUCCAGUUCCAGUUCCAGUUCCAGUUCCAGUUCCAGUUCCAGUUCCAGUUCCAGUUCCAGUUCUAGUUCUAGUUCUAGUUCCAGUUCUAGUACAUCUUCUGCAAGUUCUGGCUCCGCUCCCAACUAUGGUACCUAUGGUAUAACUUACUCACCAUAUACUAAUUCUGGUGGUUGUAAAUCUACCUCUGAUAUUAUUUCUGAUAUAAACGACUUAACUAGUUACAGUGUUAUCAGAAUAUACAGUAAUGAUUGUAGUGUUUUGGAAACUAUAUUAAGUGCUAAUACCGAUCACAAGGUCAUGGUUGGUAUAUACUACAUUGAUCAGAUUGCUAGUGCUGUUUCCUCAAUUGAAUCAGCCUGUAAUGGCGAUUAUUCACGUAUUCACAGUAUUACUGUUGGCAAUGAAUUGGUUAAUAGUGGUGAGGAAUCUGCUAGCAGUGUUGCUGGUAUUGUUAGCAGUGCUAAAUCUCAGCUAAAAGCCAUUGGAUAUACGGGAUUGGUCACUGAAGUUGAUACCCUGGUUGCUGUUCAAAAUAAUUCAGAUGAGUUAUGUGACGUAGGCGAUUUUAUUGCUGUUAAUUCCCACGCUUAUUGGGAUGGUAAUGUUGAAGCAUCCAAUUGUGGUCCUUGGUUGAAGGAACAAGUUGACAGAAUUAGCUCAUUAUGUAAUAAUGGCAAAACAAUUUUGGUUACCGAAACUGGUUGGCCAACACAAGGCUCAGACUACAUCAAUUGCGUACCUAGUGUUGCAAAUCAAGCUGCAUGUUUGGCAUCUAUUACUGAAACUUUGGGAGACCAAGUUUUCCUGUUUACUAUGCACAAUGAUUUAUGGAAGUCACCGGGCACUUACGGGGUUGAGCAAUAUUGGGGGAUCUUUGAUAGUUGA